This is a messenger RNA of Poecilia reticulata (guppy), 2649 nucleotides long. NCBI's taxonomy places the organism in Eukaryota, Metazoa, Chordata, Actinopteri, Cyprinodontiformes, Poeciliidae. The record is from RefSeq and is a predicted model, not a curated record.
AGCCAUCACCAGUUUGUUGGUAGCCAAUCGGAAGCGAGGUUUCACCUGCCUGUGGGUAUAUGGUGGAAGUGAGGCUGCUCAUCUCUUCAGACGGAAAUACAGUGCAGUUAUUCAUGAUGCAGUUCAUGCUUCUGUUCAGUCGUCAAGGCAAGCUCCGGCUGCAGAAAUGGUACGUGCCUCUGUCUGACAAAGAGAAAAAGAAGAUCACCAGAGAGCUGGUGCAGACCGUCCUGGCCCGGAAGCCUAAAAUGUGCAGCUUUCUGGAGUGGAGAGACCUAAAGAUUGUUUAUAAGAGAUAUGCCAGCCUGUAUUUCUGCUGUGCCAUAGAGGACCAGGACAAUGAGCUCAUCACACUGGAAAUCAUCCACAGAUACGUGGAGCUGCUGGAUAAAUACUUUGGCAGUGUUUGUGAGCUUGACAUUAUUUUCAACUUUGAGAAGGCCUACUUCAUUCUGGAUGAGUUCUUGCUGGGCGGUGAGGCUCAGGAAACGUCCAAGAAGAACGUCCUGAAGGCCAUCGAGCAGGCGGACCUACUGCAGGAGAAUAUAGACUUUCAGAUGCGUCUGUUUGCAGGACGCCAAAGAUGCAGAGACCCCUCGCAGCGUGCUGGAGGAAAUUGGACUCACAUAAACACUUUCUCCAUCAUCAUCAUCAUCCUCAUCAUCACGCUUUGACCUCAGAUCCCUGUCCUGUUCUGGCUACUGUUCUUCAUAGACCUGAUAACUGAUUCACCCUCCAGCUAACGCAAUCACACAUUCUGACUGUGAAGUCAUAUCUAGCAGUUACUGCUUUCUUUUUGUUUUUUUUUCUUUCUUUCUCAGUUCUUUCAGUGCGCAGUGUAUUCAUAUACGGGGGGGGAAAACUGCAAUUUAUUAUGCUUUUUAUGUUUUGUUCUUAAAUAAGGGAAUAUAUUGUGUCAUGUUAUAUAAAGGGAAGUCUAAAGUAUUGCAUUAGAACCAAAGAGUAAGAGCUCAUCAUUGGGAGGUUGUCAAUAGCCGAUAAGUUUUAAACUGAAGAUUUGUGUGAAUUAAAACACACUCACUGUGAUCACCCAACAACGCGUCACUGUUCAGUCCGGAAUAAAUGCUGUAAUAACUUUGUUUACAAGCUCAUGCCGUUCUGAUCUGUCAAAUUUUGGCUUUACAAAAAUGGUAGAUUUACAGUCGAAUGCCUUAAACCACUGACUAGUAUUUAUGUGAGGUUUUUUUUAUGGCAACAAUGUAGCAGGUAAACGCGCUGGGUUGGUUUUACUGCACGUAAAAGUGCAAGAAUCAAGCCGACUGUUUUUCAUUUCCAUGUUUACAAUUGUUUCAACUAAAAGUCAGAGACAUGCAGCAACUGUUAACGCCGCCUGAAACAAGAACUAUCCAUCCAUCCCUGGUUCAUACUCACUUGUUCCUGUAGAGGGCUGGUGUCUAACUUUAGACCCCCACAUUAAUUUAGACAUAAUUUCCUACCUCACAGCUAAUAAAAAUAUCUGGAACUAAAUGUGGCAGCCAGUUGCCAAUGAUGCUCUAAUGUGGUUUUGUAAGACGGAUCAGGAUGCCGUCAAAAAGUGAACUGAUCCAAGUAACUUAAUUCAAAAGUGAAACUUGUGUUUUAUGUAGAUUCUAUAGACACUUAACGAUGUUUAGUUUGAUAGUGACAACUAAAAGCUAGCAGAAACUCCAAACUCAUGCAAAUCUUAAACAUUAUCUCAAAUUAAAGUUAAUGGAAAGUUGAUUAAGAAAAAAAUGUGGUAGAAAAAGGCAAACAAGCACCUGAGUGAAUCCCCCCCCCCUUCUUCAAAUUAAAUGUUUGUGCAGAAACAAAUUUUAAUAAUCAAAGUUCAUAAAGAUGCGGAUGACUGAGUUUGUUGAGGGAAAGCUCGACUGGUCUGCUCAGAGCCACAACCUCAAUCUGGAAGGACAUUUUUCUGAUUCAUCAGAACAGAGUCUGCAAGUUUUGCCCAACAUCAGUGUCCGACCUCACAAAUAAGACCAUUGGGGAAAUAGUGAAUUCCUCCUAAACUCAAAGCUUUCCUACAAAUAUUUGAAGCUGGUACUGCUUCUACCAUAUCUGAUGCCAAACGAAUCAAUACUUUUGGCGGUAUAUUGAAAUAUUUUUCACUUUUGAACUGAACUACUAAAAUUAAUUAUCAUUUCAGAUAUUCCUGUUUGCUAAGUUGCACCUGUAAGCAGUAGAGUCCAAGAAAGCUGAAUUGUGUACUGCCCAUACUUUCUAAAUGAAGAGAAAUCUCACCGUAGGACUAAACGAUGACACACUGUGGAAACUUCCUACUGACUGUGAUCAUAAAAAUAAUUUUUAAAAAAACCUUACGUGGUGAAACUUUGUUUAUAAGAAGCAAUAGAAACAUAAACCUUCAGAGUUUUUAUGCAUUGAAACUGUCAUUUUUAAACAUUUGAUCCGAAAAGUAAAAGCUUGACACAUAAAAUGCCUUGGACGCAGGACUGUACAAAUUCCUUGUUAUAAAUGUGCAUUCUUGUGUAUGUCCUAUUUUGAUUUAUAUGCUGAUAAAAUCCAAAUUGUGCUGUUUACAUCUUUUCUAUGCCUCCUGAUGAGCGGUUUCUUGUCUAAAGAGUUUGUGUGACAUAGAAUCUGUGGCACUUUGUGUUGUUUACAGUGAAAUAAAAGCCGUUCAUUACCAGA